CAUAAUUCAAACUUUCAUACCAUAGAAAAAGGUUCACCUUUUCUACUUAUAUCAUCACAAAUGCAACAACAACAACCGUCUUCUUCUUCUACCUCUUCAUCUUCAUUAUCUAAUUCUAAGUGGAUUGUUGUCAAUUAUAUAUCCAAACUCCUAUUUUUCCUCAAAACUCCUCGUUUUUUCCUCCAACACAAAAAACCCAUCAAAGGGAGACAUGCUUCUUAUAAUCAUAACAACACCAAUAAAACUGAAUCUUUAGAAACAAAACCAGAGGAAAUCAUGAAGGGGAAAACACAGGAAAACCAGCAUAAUACUGAUCAAGAUCAAGGUGGACUGUUGCAGAAGGCAGUGAAAGAAAUAUUGUUUGGAAAAAGGGAAGAAAAAGAGAAAGCUGUGAAGGAGAUAAAACGUUUAGCAAAUGAAGAUGUUAAAGUAAGAAGGAAUUUAGGUGAACUUGGUGUUAUUCCUCCUCUGAUUUUCAUGAUUGAUUCACAUGCUGUUUCAGUUUCUCAACGAUGUUUGGCUGUUCAAGCCUUAACCCAACUUUCCAACGGUACUUUCACGAACAAGGCUCUAAUUUUAGAGGCAGGAAUUUUAGCAAAACUACCUACAAACAUUGAAGAACUAGAAGAUACAUUGUGUUAUGAUCUUUCACAACUACUCUUAUCAGUAUCAUCACUAUUCAACACUUAUUUCCCUUUCAAACAUUCCACCUUAAUCUCCUUCUUACUUAACAUUCUCCAAUCAAAUAAAACAACUAAUAAAUCCAAAGAAGCAUGUCUUGGCACCCUAUACAACCUCUCAAAUGUCUUAGAAAAUUCAGAACCAUUGAUCUCCAAUCAUGUGGUUGACAUUCUUUUAAGCUUACUAUCUUCAUCUAGGGACAAAAUUUUAGAACAAUCUCUAGCAAUAUUGGGUAACUUAGUAGUAACUUUGAUGGGUAAAAAGGCAUUAGAAGAAAACGAGGCGAUACCCGAGUGUUUAAUAGACAUACUAGUAUGGGAAAAUAGGCCUAAAUGUCAAGAAUUAUCAAUAUAUGUAUUGAUGAUUUUGGGUCAUCAAAGUUCAAAACAAAGGGAUAAGAUGGCAAAAUUAGGAAUUGUACAUACUUUACUUGAGGUUUCCUUGUUAGGGAGUCCUUUGGCUCAAAAAAGGGCCUUAAAAUUGUUGCAAUGGUUCAAAGAUGAAAGACAUGUUAAGGUCGGGCCACAUUCCGGGCCACAAACAAGGUCGAUUUCGAUGGGAUCGGGUAUGAGUGAUGGAGAAAGUAAUGAAGGGAAGAGGUUGAUGAAGAAGAUGGUGCAACAAAGCUUGUAUAAGAAUAUGGAGGUGAUUACUAGAAGAGCUAAUACUGCAGGGGAAUGUUCUAAGUUUAAGUCAUUGGUGGUUAGCUCAAGUUCUAAGAGUUUGCCAUACUGAAUACUCCGUCUGCCUUUUGAAUUUGCUAUUUCACAUUUCUGUUAAAAGCUUUUAUUUUGAUUUGUGUAAUUCAGUGAAUUCAAAGCGACAGAGAUAAGAUAUCAUUUUAAACAAACUUUUUACAAUGAAAUUUUGAAAUUCAAAACACGUUUAAUUUGCACAUAGAUGAAAAUUUAGCAUAUUUCUCUUGCUUAGAGAAAAUUCAAAUCAAAUAAAGGGGGUUAUAUUUAAUUUUUGAAGAAGAAUUCAAAAUUUGUAUUUUUUGGUUGUAAACUUGUAGGUUUCAUAUGUUGAUAUGAUUAGAUACAUUAAUGUUUUCAAUGUUGUUUUUUU
Messenger RNA from Amaranthus tricolor (Joseph's coat), 1749 nucleotides. RefSeq lists its product as uncharacterized. The record is from RefSeq and is a predicted model, not a curated record. Bases 61 to 1416 code for a protein of 451 amino acids. The transcript is spliced from 3 exons. Gene Ontology annotation, molecular function: protein binding. NCBI's taxonomy places the organism in Eukaryota, Viridiplantae, Streptophyta, Magnoliopsida, Caryophyllales, Amaranthaceae.